This is a messenger RNA of Emiliania huxleyi CCMP1516, 623 nucleotides long. RefSeq lists its product as hypothetical. NCBI's taxonomy places the organism in Eukaryota, Haptophyta, Isochrysidales, Noelaerhabdaceae. The coding region runs from base 1 to 429 and encodes 142 amino acids. The record is from RefSeq and is a predicted model, not a curated record. The transcript has 4 exons.
AUGGCCGUCAGUGGCGGGGGAAAGGACUACUCUGGCUUCGACCUCACGGGACAGGACCUCGGCGGCCAGACUCUCAACGGGAAGGAGUUCCGUGGAACUUUUGCGAAGGGCGCCUCCUUUAAGGACUCCAAGCUGCGCGGCUGCUCCUUCUUCAAGGCGGACAUGUCCGAGGUGGAUUUCUCCGGCGCGGACCUCUCAAGCGCAUCGCUGGAGGAGGCUGGGCUGACCGGCGCGUUGAUGGACGGCGCGGUGCUCGAGUCUGCGUACCUGACGAAGACCAUCGCCGACGCCGAGUCCAUCAAGGGCGCCGACUUCACAGAGGCCGUCAUGCCGCUGCCGACGCAAAAGGCGCUGUGCGCCAGAGCGGACGCGAUUGGCAAGAACCCGACCACCGGCGCGGACACGCGCGAGUCGCUCAUGUGCGUGUGAGUGCGUGUGCGAGAGGCGGCAGAGGCCGUACACCGUGGCUCGUGCCCCUCUGUGCUUGCUCACUCACCACACCGAGACCUUGCCGAGGGGUCCCGUACCAUGCUCCAUGCGGAAUCGACCCUAUCCACAGUGCUCAAGUGCUCAAGAGAUCGUCGGAAAAAUCUUUUUAUCUGGUGUGUACCUGUACCUGUGUU